AUGCGAGAAGAGUUCCUACACCAAUUCGAAGCACUCCGUCAGGCAAAUGAAACCAGCGUUGCCCAGAUUGCAUUACUUCAACAGCAAAACGACACCCUUCAAACGACUAUGGCUCAGUUGACACCUCAACCACCACCAGUUGAUGUGAUUGCGCCUUCUCCCAACCAAAACGAGCCUCAGGUCAAUGGAGUUCGGCUUAAUGAAGUUCGGCCCAGCGAAGUUCAGCAAGAGCAGAGGACAAGGUCCGAGGCGGUAGCUUCAAACAAUCUUCCUUGUCACACACAGGACGAACAGGCCAAGUCCAGCCAUAAGCUUACGGUAUGGUCUAAUGGUGUUCCAGAUGGUGCAGAAGUAAAGGAGGCCUUUGACGAGAAGAGACUCCUGAGAAUUCAAACAUCUGCCGAGAUGGCCAGGGAACACAAGAAUUCUCUCAUUAAAACCCCAUUCACUGACGAUGUGUACCUUGUUGACAGACCUAAGAAAUUCACUAUGCCUUCCUUUACCCAGUUUGAUGGUACGGGAGAUCCUUCUCGGCACCUAGAUCACUACGCACAAAAGAUGGCUCUAGACGAUCACAAUGACCCAUGGAUGUGCAAAGUUUUUCCUACCAGUCUAACAGGGGCUGUGCUGGAGUGGUUCAGGAAUAGGCCACCCAAAUUUAUUCCAGACUAUGAAACUCUGUGCACUAUGUUCCUGGCGCAGUACUGCGGUAAUAAAAGACAAAAGAAGAGUAUUGCUAGCCUUUUCACUAUAAGGCAAAAGAAAAGUGACACAUUACAGGAUUUUUUGUCCAGAUUUAACAUGGAGGCUUCGAAAAUAGCAGAUUGCCAUCCUGCCACAGCAAUAGAAACGUUCAAACUUGCAAUGAUUCAGGGAACCAAGUUCUAUACAUCCCUAGUUAAGUAUUCCCCUCUGGAUAUGCAAACUCUCAAUGCUAGGGCACAGAUCUACAUCCGGCUUGAGGAGAAUGUGGCCCACCGAGCGCAACAAGCCACCCUCGUCACAGUGGAGAACAAGCCUCAGGAAAGGGUUUCAAACUCAAAAAGCCAAAAAAGCCACAACGCUUUAUCGCCAGCCAUUUAA
This is a messenger RNA of Cornus florida, 1083 nucleotides long. RefSeq lists its product as uncharacterized. NCBI's taxonomy places the organism in Eukaryota, Viridiplantae, Streptophyta, Magnoliopsida, Cornales, Cornaceae. The transcript has a single exon. The coding region runs from base 1 to 1083 and encodes 360 amino acids. The record is from RefSeq and is a predicted model, not a curated record.